AUGUCAGAAAAACGCUCGUUGGACGGCGCUGCGAUAUCCACAAAAUCUCAGAAGCGCAUCCGUAUCGAGAAGGAAAUCUUUUCCAAGUCGUUGCAUGACAUCGAAACUAUGUUCAACUUCAAUCAUGUUGCUGCCAAACCAAACCUGAACAAUACCCUAUCAUCCAUUUCUAUUCCGACGCCUCCGUCUCCCCAACUUGAGCAUGAUUACUCCCAGUAUACUAUUCCAUUAAUUCCCGGUGAAUAUAAUCAUGACCUCAACUACGACUGCAUCAAUUUGGCAUUUCUUCGUAACGACCCCACAUUGGUAUUACCGGUGGCACCAAAAUCUGGCCACCCCAUGACCCGUGCCAUAAACUUGUACGCUAACACAAUCUACGACGACUCUGACGAUGACUUGGCACAAACCAAUCUAGAACACGAUUUGGAACUCAUGGAUAAGGUAUUCAUGCGCACUAUAUGA
This is a messenger RNA of Meyerozyma guilliermondii ATCC 6260, 462 nucleotides long. RefSeq lists its product as uncharacterized. Lineage: Eukaryota; Fungi; Ascomycota; Pichiomycetes; Serinales; Debaryomycetaceae. The transcript has a single exon. Bases 1 to 462 code for a protein of 153 amino acids. The record is from RefSeq and is a predicted model, not a curated record.